AUGGACCUCGAAGAACUAUAUCAACCCCAAGGCAGCCGCCAUCUCAACUCAAACGACAAGUUUUUCCUCCAACAACGGCUCAUAUCCGGUCGCCCGUGGUUUUUGCGCUUCUCGGUUCUUCAGAUUGCAUUCGCCGCCAUGUUACGGUCGCUUCUGUCCCUGGGCCGAUCGGCGGAGUCCAACUAUGUUUUUCCCACAGUCGACCCGGCGAGGGACGGGCCCGACUGCUUGAAAGACUGCGCAGACUGCACCACGAAGUUCCCAUCAAGAGUAAAAGUGGAAAAUAUUCGCCCUCUGUACGGCCAUAUCAAGGAGUUCCAUUCCCAUGUCCUGGUCGCGACAGGGCGCUCUGACUGGAAGGAAAAGGUCGGGCAAGAAAAGGGAAGUCUAAUGGAGGCAUUCGAGGACGCAGAAUCAAAGCAGGGACGUAUGAUGGUCUCGGCGUCUAAUAUCCAGCCCCCAAACCACGAAAGCACGGAGGAUUACACAAAGCCAACGACAGUGCUUAUUCUGCCCUCGUUUACCUUUGUGGACUCCGUCUCUCAGGCUGAUGUCCCGACGCUAGUCAAGCAAUAUAUUGACACGCCUAUGGACGAAAAAAACGGCAACGGCACGGCUUCAAACGGGACCUCCAUGAGCACACGGCCGUGCGAUUUGGAUUAUGUGAUCUUGCUUUGCUCGCACCAGCGGCGCGACGCCCGCUGUGGCAUCACAGCCCCUCUCAUCAAACGUGAACUCGAGCGACAUCUCCGCGCACUGGGGCUCAAUCGUGAUUCGGACGAUUCGCGGCCGGGAGGCGCAGGGAUCUUCUUCGUCUCCCACGUCGGCGGGCACAAAUUCUCGGCCAACGUCCUCAUCUAUCGGAAACACGACCAGCAAAUGAUUUGGCUCGCCCGUGUGCGGCCCGAGCACUGCGAGGGUAUUGUGAAGUACACGAUCCUGCAAGGCAAAGUGGUCCACCCGGAAUCGCAACUGCGGGGUGGGUUUGAUCGCGUACGGGGGUUGACGAGUUGGUAA
Molecule: messenger RNA, 1017 nt
Organism: Penicillium macrosclerotiorum
Lineage: Eukaryota; Fungi; Ascomycota; Eurotiomycetes; Eurotiales; Aspergillaceae
Product: sucrase/ferredoxin-like domain-containing protein
Exons: 2
Coding region: 1-1017 (338 amino acids)
Source: RefSeq, a predicted model, not a curated record